AUGCCCUCUGGCAUUGUCUGUUGGUUGUCUGAGGGUGGUGCGGUGUCAGGCCGGAUAUGGUGGGGUGGUGGUGUGAUUCCCGUCCCGGUGGCGCGGGUCAGUGUCUCCAAAGGCUUCGGAGCUGUCGAGUCUUGUCUGGAGAAGGCCGAACCCCUGUCGUCCCUCCUUUUACUGGAAGGAUUCCUCUCGGACGAGAGAUCUCGCCCUACCCAUGAUUCCUUUUGCGCUAUGCCCUUCUCCGCCCGGCGUGGCUCUGCCCAGUCGCACGAUUCCGGCCGGGUUUCCUUCGUAAGCCUGCGCUUCUAUUCGCUGACCCCGGCGGCGCAGCACAGCCGAGUUGGCAGAGCGGACGGUCCAGUCCCCUUGGGAUAUAGCGCGUUGGACCAUUUCAGAGGGCGCAGCUGGACUGAUGGAACCAUGGACCUCGCCGACAAAUGGGUUGACGCGGGAAAGGCACAACGUCAUACAAAGGUCUCGGGCCUGCUGAGUCUCACGCGGUCUCUCAUUUGGUUGGAGAUUUUCGUCUUCAUUGGUAAGCCUUGA
Colletotrichum destructivum is the source of this 543-nucleotide messenger RNA. RefSeq lists its product as uncharacterized. The record is from RefSeq and is a predicted model, not a curated record. NCBI's taxonomy places the organism in Eukaryota, Fungi, Ascomycota, Sordariomycetes, Glomerellales, Glomerellaceae. The transcript has 2 exons. Bases 1 to 543 code for a protein of 180 amino acids.